Messenger RNA from Plectropomus leopardus (leopard coralgrouper), 4574 nucleotides. Its product is annotated as serine/threonine-protein phosphatase 2A 56 kDa regulatory subunit gamma isoform. Gene Ontology annotation, molecular function: protein phosphatase activator activity. The record is from RefSeq and is a predicted model, not a curated record. NCBI's taxonomy places the organism in Eukaryota, Metazoa, Chordata, Actinopteri, Perciformes, Serranidae. Gene Ontology annotation, cellular component: nucleus; protein phosphatase type 2A complex; cytosol. Gene Ontology annotation, biological process: signal transduction; protein dephosphorylation.
UGAGAGUUGUCAAGGUUUCUGGUGGUGGAGUAUCCGAGAGGGGAGCAAGGGCGGCUACGGUUUACAAUGCCGAAUAAAACGAAAAAAGACAAGGAGUCCCCUAAGUCUGGAAAAGUGGGCAAGAGUGGAGGACAAGAGAAUUCAGAGCAUGAGCAGAGCUCUAACAGGAAGGCCAGCAAUAGUGUUCCUCCCACCACUCAGCUGCUGAAGGGGAAGCAGCCAGGUUCCCAGACACCUGUCAAAAAGGACAAGAGGCAGAGCUCCUCUCGUUUCAGCUUGAGCAACAACAGGGAGCUGCAGAAACUGCCUGCUUUCAAAGAUGUUCCCCCUGCAGAGCAGGAGAAGCUGUUCAUCCAGAAGUUGCGACAGUGCUGCGUCCUCUUCGAUUUUGUCUCAGACCCACUGAGUGACCUGAAAUGGAAGGAGGUGAAACGGGCAGCACUAAGCGAGAUGGUGGAGUACAUCACCCACAACAGGAACGUCAUCACAGAGCCCAUCUACCCAGAGGUCGUUCACGUGUUUUCUGUGAAUAUGUUCAGGACGUUGCCGCCAUCGUCCAACCCCACGGGUGCCGAGUUUGACCCAGAGGAAGAUGAGCCCACGCUAGAGGCUGCAUGGCCACAUCUACAGCUCGUCUAUGAAUUCUUCCUACGGUUCUUAGAGUCUCCUGAUUUUCAACCAAACAUAGCCAAAAAGUAUAUUGACCAGAGGUUUGUAAUGCAGCUCUUAGACCUGUUUGACAGUGAAGACCCCAGGGAAAGAGAUUUUUUAAAGACCACUCUUCAUCGCAUCUAUGGCAAGUUCCUGGGCCUGCGAGCGUACAUUAGGAAACAGAUUAAUAACAUAUUUUAUAGGUUCAUUUAUGAGACUGAACAUCAUAAUGGAAUAGCAGAGUUACUGGAAAUAUUAGGCAGCAUAAUCAAUGGAUUUGCGUUACCAUUGAAAGAAGAGCACAAGAUAUUCCUGCUGAAAGUUCUGCUGCCUUUACACAAAGUCAAGUCUCUUAGUGUUUAUCACCCACAGCUGGCCUACUGUGUGGUUCAGUUCUUAGAGAAGGAUAGCACCCUCACAGAACCGACGGUAAUGGCUUUGUUAAAGUAUUGGCCAAAGACUCACAGUCCGAAAGAGGUGAUGUUCCUCAACGAGCUGGAGGAGAUCCUGGACGUCAUCGAGCCUUCGGAGUUUGUCAAAGUCAUGGAGCCUCUCUUCAGACAGCUGGCCAAGUGUGUGUCCAGCCCGCACUUUCAGGUGGCAGAACGAGCUCUGUACUACUGGAACAAUGAGUACAUCAUGAGCCUGAUCAGCGACAACGCCGCCAAGAUCCUGCCCAUCAUGUUCCCAUCGCUCUACCGCAACUCCAAGACCCACUGGAACAAGACGAUCCACGGGUUGAUCUACAACGCUCUGAAACUCUUCAUGGAGAUGAACCAGAAGCUGUUUGACGACUGCACCCAACAGUUCAGGGCAGAGAAAAGCAAAGAGAAAGCCAAAUGGAAAGAGAGAGAAGAAGCGUGGCUGAAGAUAGAAAAUCUUGCAAAGUCAAACCCACAGUUUCUGAUAUACAUUGACUCGAUAGACUCAGGCAGUCCGAUGGACAUGGAGACAGACGGGCCGCUGCUAGACGAUGUCAACAUGCUGAAGAAAGCUGUGGAGGAGGAAGCCACACAGAUCCAAAAAGAUCAGCGUCGAGAGCGUCCACUGAUGAGGAGGAAAUCAGAGCUCCCCAAGGACAUCUGCACUGUCACAGCCUUGGAGCUGCACCGGAGAGCCGAGGAAAUGUUGACAACGCACGACGGCCACUAGGAGACCACCCAGAUCCACCAUGAAACCAGCAACAGCAGCAGCAGCAUCCACAGAGGAACCACAGGCCCUCCGGGGCCAGCACAACAACAGAGCUCUGGUAUCUCUCAGCCCAGCACAACACAGAACUGAACAGCUCCACCUGACACAGAAAAUGUCUAAAGCCGCACCGUUCGGUUUUUCGAGACACGCGGUGCUCGGUCCCUACUGACUCUCACUUUCCUCUUUUAUCCACCUGGUUGUUGUCCAGCAGAAACGUCACUGGAUGACCGUGACACGCAUUACGGCCCCGAACUUCCCCCCAAAAUACUGUAGUUUUCUCUUUUUCCUCCCUCGUUUUUUUCUUCUCCUGUCCUCUGUUGUGUUUUCGGGGUGCUGUGCUGCCCCCUUCUGGUCUUUUCUCUCAGGUGUUCUGUUCUGUGUGUGAGCUGUCUCUCUCUUCUUGCCUCUUCUUUAUAGAUGUCAGGUGCUUGUACAAAUAAUAUGAGCCCCCCACCCCCCCCCCCGCCCCCCACCCCCCAACCGUAACCUCCACUGAGGACUCGUUCAGUUUGAUUUCAUAAAAAAAAAUAAUAAAUCGGUUGUUUCUAUAUAUUUAAUAUUAGCUAUUUUUCUCAUAACAUUUAAACUAGACAUUUUAUUUUUACUCUGAGCUCUUCUCAGAGCAAAACACGCUUCCUCUCUGCAUGACUCUUCUGUUUGGCUGUUUGUUCCAUCAGCUGUGAAGAUUCAUCGAUCGCUCUGUUAAUCAGGACGGGGUCAUUUUGGUCGACCAGUGUGUCUGGAUUAAAAGCGUUACAACACACACUCUGUUCAUCAAACAGUGCUGGUCUGACUGAGGUCUACAGAUUUCAUUGGACGGAUUUUGUGUAGAAGCCUUGUUUGGUGCCAAUAUCUCGUUAAUUUAGUUGCUUUCUUAAAGGGACAGUUCAUCCCAAAAUCAAAAAUAAGUUUUCCCUCUUACCUGCAGUGAUAUUUAUUGGGGAUGUUACUAACUAGUUUCAUCACGAUAUAUUAUUAAAUGGCUUCUUUGGAUAACAAGACCACAUUUGCCGAUCACAAAGUCUGCCACGAUACAGUUUCGAUAUGAUUCAGGGGUCUGCGAUUGAUAUGAGACAAUAUCUUGUUCCCCUUUAAUACAGUCUGAUACAGAAGAAGCUGCCACCAUAAAACAUUUUAUAUAUAGUUAAAAAAUAAUUGUACCCUGUUAAGCGUAGUCAAGUUUAUUUUGCUGUUUCUAAAGGAAAUCUUUUCAUUUUAAACCAAACUAUUGUUUGAUUGUUUUCUUAAAACUUGGGCAUGCAGACUUCUCCCAAACAUCAGUUAACCAUGAGAUCAUUUCGGAAAACUAUACAUUUUUUGGCUAAAUGUCAUAGAGGAAACCUUUUUUUCCCCUCUUCUUUUUUCCUUUUUUCCUUUUUGCUAGUCAUGCAUUAUAGGCUUAAGCACUUUUAAAUAAAGACUUUUCCUCCACUCAUAGCUUAACAAAUUAUUAUUAUUAUUGAUUAAUCUGCAGAUUAAUCCUUGAGUGAAAAAAUGUCAAAAAAUAGUAAAAAAGAUAUUUAGUUCAAUGAUAGAAAAAAAAGAAAAUGUCACUGGAAAUUGGUUAUCAGAUAUAGUCGGACACUAUUUUUCUGUCAGUUGAUGAAUCAAUUAGUCGACUUAUUUUCACAGUUCUGCUAGCUUGCAUUACAGCUCAGCUGAGGAGCAUGCCGUGAAUGUUUACACCUCACGCUGUCAGAAGCUCAUUUAUGAAUAGAUGCACGCUUCCUUCUGCGCAGGGAUGCAGUUUCCGGAUGUAGUUCAGCAGAGAGAAAAUAGUUCCUCCAUGAAACUGCUCACAACAAGGUCUGUGGAUUAUCUUGAAUAACCAGGUCAUGAUUUCUGGAAAGACACAUUGCUGCUGAAUAUUUUUUGGCGCUUUGAGCACCACAAGCUGAGGUGACAUCUAUACGGCAGACAUCUCCAACAAUCUGCAACUCAAACUAAAACAAUCUAUACAGAUAAAAAGCACUACAGGUGAGAGGAAGAAUAUGUAUUUUUGAUUUUAGGAUGAACUGUCCCUUUUGAAAAUGAUCAGGCAAAAGGGUUAACACAGGUUUGCGGUGUGUGUCAGCGGCUCAAGCUGUGGUCAGUUUAGUGUUACAUGUUUGGAUCUAUUUGAUUGGUCACUGGGAUGAGUCCAGGCCAGUUACAUGAGAGGGGAUUGUGGGAUUUAUUUUUGGUCGUCCCAGCCCUGGUCGGAGUGUGUUCAACAUGGUCAUUAGCAUUCAGUACAAGUCGCUGUCAUUCAUGUGAGGCUUACGAGAGGUCAGAGAGACGCAGUUGCUCGUCUGGGAUUUAACACAAUGCUGCUGUGUGUCGAGAGAAGUCAGACGGGGCAGAAACUGUGCUGAUAGCGAAACGCUUUUUCUACUCUUCUCAAGCGAGACCCUUUUAUUUAUAAAACACUUAGAGAUUAGACUGCUCCGACAGAUGAGGUAUGUUUGGUUUGAAGAGGUCAAACAUAAGCCUUUCUUUUCACAGUGCCUUUUAUAGUCUAAGGGGAUAUUUGAGAAUCGAGUAGUAGCACGAGCUUGAAAUGCCACAUCAUUUAAAAAAGAAUUUGUAACGUUAUCUUCCGAGAAAACAGUCCGCACUUGGCAAACCUCCAGCACACAUGCCUUGUCGAAGCUACAAAGUCAGUUUUUUUGUAGUUAAAAGCGAGAGAGGAGAAGCAGAGUGGUCGCCCCGAGCCACUUCAGCGAUGAAGCACUUCCUGAUAAAACUUGAAA